This is a messenger RNA of Malassezia globosa CBS 7966, 1305 nucleotides long. RefSeq lists its product as uncharacterized. The record is from RefSeq and is a predicted model, not a curated record. Lineage: Eukaryota; Fungi; Basidiomycota; Malasseziomycetes; Malasseziales; Malasseziaceae. The transcript has a single exon. The coding region runs from base 1 to 1305 and encodes 434 amino acids.
AUGUCCAUAUCGAAUCCAAGCGAUAGUGCACCGCAUGGGGAACCCGCAUCUCACGUAAUGGAUCAAUCUGACCGUCUACAAUCUUUACCAACCGAGGAGCAUGGCCAUCCACCGAUAUCAACGAACAUUGCCCUGGACCUCGCACCGCCAGAUUUGCCACAGCCACAUACCGUAUCCCCUGCGUCAUUAUUUCCAUCAAAUCAAUUGCGCCGCGAUGAAAAUGCAAGCGAGGAAGAACAUGCAGGUGCAGAUACAAAUGAAAAUACUGAAAGACCAGCACAAGACGGGCCUUUUGGAUCAGACAUGCCACCUAUGACUGGCGACCAUGCUUCUACAACAGAGAGCGGCCACCGACGAAAUGAAGCGGUUGCCACUGAUUCAUCAGAUGAGUUGCCUGGGCGUAGUCUAUGGACGCAUUUUACCCAACUGUUACAACGAAUCCAUGACUCAAUCACACACGUAUCUGGUGACAGGCCAGUCGUGCCGUUGCACGAAGAAAGCGAAUACGAGCGUUCAGAGGCUCGAGAACACGAAGCACAUGAUCAAUCCGUUGGAACUGAAAAUAGUGCACGGAGCAAUAAUUCGCUGGAUUCACAGGAAGACAGAGCGAGUGAUGUUGCGGUUCAUGAUGAGCCACACAGUCCAAGCAUCAAUCAGCCAGCAUCACACCAAGAGACAGACACUAGGGUCCAAUCGGAAGCGCCACUCGAAGAUUCUCAUGCUUCACCGCAAGAAGCACCAGCGAAUGGAAGUACACCCGACUCAGUUGAGCACGACCGGACUUCCCAUGAACAGACAUCUCCCCACUUGUUGGUGUACAUACCAUCUCACGCAUCGCCAUUCCCUUUCAGUUUCUUGUAUGAUACCACUGCAUGUAUAGCAUGGCCCGUGCUUGAACGUGCUGAGCAACCAGUGUCAGACACCAAUGGAGAAAACGCCGACACGCGUACUGUUCAUGUGCUUGGCAUGCCUUUCCACAUCUCCAUUACAAUGCGUCCAGCUCCGCCAGACGAGGUUCCUGACAUUAACAAAGCACGAACGUACGUGAAAGAGCUCGAGGUCGUGGAUAGCGAACUCCGGAUGCGCAUGAUCCGCUUUGGCAUGAGCGAUAUUGGCAUUUAUGGAGUCGUGGACGACAUGUCCAGCCAAGGUCAGUGUGUAAUGGGCUGUGGCGUGUGCCUGGAACCGUACCCGACGGAGGACAAGCCGGCCUGGUUCACAGAAGGAAAGCCUGGCGAAGAUGAGACAGUCGUUGCGCUACCAUGCCCAGGGUUUCCACACUAUACAUGCUCGCUGCCUCUUUGA